AUGGAGGCGGCUGGAGCAUUGGCGAGUUUGGCACCGUCGCCCAUCACAGUGCUGGGACUGAUACCACUCCUGGCGCUAGGAAUUACGUAUUUCAGAUACCAGCAGUACGACCCGGAGUCUUACAUAUCGGAAGUCAAUGCUUUGUUGCCGAUCUACGACUUCAUAAUAGUCGGUGGCGGUUCAGCGGGCGCCGUGGUGGCUUCACGCCUCUCCGAGAUCGGCAACUGGACAGUUCUGCUGCUGGAGGCCGGCUACGACGAGAACGAGAUCUCCGACAUCCCCGCCCUCGCCGGCUACAACCAGCUCUCUGAAAUGGACUGGCAGUUCCAGACCACGCCCUCCAACAACAGGUCCUACUGCCUCGCCAUGAACGGAGACCGCUGCAACUGGCCCAGAGGCAAAGUCCUCGGCGGCUGUAGCGUCCUCAACGCUAUGGUCUACGUCAGGGGCAACCGCAACGACUACGAUCUAUGGGAAGCACUAGGCAACCCCGGCUGGUCCUACGAUCAAGUGCUACCAUACUUCUUGAAAUCCGAAGACAAUCGAAAUCCGUACUUGGCAGACACGCCUUACCAUGCUUCGGGAGGGUACCUCACGGUUCAAGAAGCCCCCUGGCGGACUCCGCUAUCGGUGACCUUUAUCAAAGCCGGCAUGGAGCUCGGUUACGAAAACCGAGACAUUAAUGGAGCGAAACAGACCGGUUUCAUGCUGACCCAGGCGACGAUGCGCCGCGGCAGCAGAUGCAGUACCGCCAAGGCGUUCUUACGACCAGUGCGACAAAGAUCAAAUCUCCAUGUCGCCCUUGGGGCCCAAGUCACGAGAAUACUAAUUAAUCCGGUCAAAAAACAAGCUUACGGAGUUGAAUUUGUUCGCAAUGGUCAGAAACAUAAAGUAAGAAUAAAGAGAGAGGUCAUCAUGUCGGCCGGGUCGUUAGCGACGCCACAAAUAAUGAUGCUCAGUGGUAUCGGUCCCGCUGAUCAUUUGAGAGAACAUAACAUACCGGUUAUAGCUAAUCUUAAAGUGGGUCACAAUUUGCAAGAUCACGUUGGACUGGGCGGUCUGACAUUCGUAGUUAAUAAGCCAGUUACGUUCAAAAAGAACAGGUUCCAGACGUUUUCGGUGGCUAUGAACUACAUUUUAUACGAAAAAGGUCCAAUGACUACCCAAGGAGUGGAAGGAUUAGCUUUUGUUAAUACAAAAUACGCCCCAACAUCAGGUAACUGGCCGGACAUACAAUUCCAUUUUGCACCAAGUUCCGUCAACUCCGAUAGUGGCGAGCAGAUAAGAAAAAUUCUAAACUUACGCGACAGAGUAUACAACACUGUGUAUAAACCUAUAGAAAACGCUGAGACAUGGACGAUACUGCCACUGCUGUUGAGGCCGAAGAGUUCAGGACGGAUAAAACUGAAAAGUCGAAACCCGUUCCAACCGCCUUCGAUUGAACCGAACUACUUCGCGUAUAAAGAAGACAUUAAAGUGCUGACUGAAGGUAUAAAGAUAGCCAUGGCUAUAUCGAACACUACCGCUUUCCAGAGGUACGGGUCUAAGCCUCACAACAUACCACUGCCCGGGUGUCAACAUCUUGUGUUGUUUAGUGAUGAGUACUGGGAAUGUAGUCUAAAACAUUUUACAUUUACAAUCUACCACCCAACAGGGACUUGCAAGAUGGGUCCUAAGCAUGACCAAGAAGCCGUAGUAGAUCCACGAUUAAGAGUGCAUGGUAUCGCAAAUUUAAGGGUCGUUGACGCUAGUAUCAUGCCUACUAUUAUAAGCGGGAAUCCCAAUGCUCCAGUUAUAAUGAUCGCUGAAAAGGCCUCGGACAUGAUAAAAGAGGACUGGCUUGUGUUAUGACAGUGUUUUGUGUUAUUUAUUGAACUUAAUACUCAGUCAAAAGCUAUUGACAUUACAAAAUACUCUUAAGUGUAAUGCUUCACUAGUUUGCGUUAAGCUUGUACAUAAUCAACAAAUGUUUUCGUUAAGGCAAGUCUGUAAUUGUAAUCUUUAUUAACUACGUAUAAUUAAGGUAGUACUUAAUA
Amyelois transitella is the source of this 2036-nucleotide messenger RNA. RefSeq names its product glucose dehydrogenase [FAD, quinone]. The record is from RefSeq and is a predicted model, not a curated record. NCBI's taxonomy places the organism in Eukaryota, Metazoa, Arthropoda, Insecta, Lepidoptera, Pyralidae. Bases 1 to 1851 code for a protein of 616 amino acids. Gene Ontology annotation, molecular function: oxidoreductase activity, acting on CH-OH group of donors; flavin adenine dinucleotide binding. The transcript is spliced from 2 exons.